UUAUAUCUAAUUUAUUUUAAUGUUUGUGUUAAAUAUUAAAUGGUUGGGAUGAUAUAAUCAAGUUGUAAAAAAAUGGCAAUAAUACUGAUUUUCAAUGAAAAUAUAAAUUGUUUUGAAUAUCCUAUAAUGUUUAGCAGAGAUUAUAGCUGAAAAUGCACCUAUUUAUUCACUUAUUUAUUUAUUUAAAACAGCUUUCGAAAAAUGCACUUGUUUAUUCAUGUUAAAAAAACAGCUUUUUAAAUUAUAGAAACCCAUCGAUUCUGUAGAAUUAGACACAUGCAUGCAUGACAGCAUAGUCCCACUCCACAGGUAACUACGUGGGAAGCUCACUUCACCUGAAACCAAACAAAGUCAUCCACAAAACUUCCAUCCCAUCAUUUCAUGUCUGUUCUUUUACUCUCUAUAUAUACGAUUCCACUUAAACACGGACUCUAUAACUCUGUCCUCGAUCUAAUUAAGCACAUUUCAAAACACACACCCCUCUCAUAGGUAUUAAACACGUUUGUAUUAGUUACAUGGAAAACAAAAAUGUUGGUCAACUAGAACAAUUCUCUGUUGACCAAGUGUCUUAUAGAGGCGUUCGCCAGAGGAAGUGGGGAAAAUGGGUGUCGGAAAUCCGAGAACCCGGUAAGAAAACCCGUAUUUGGCUCGGAAGCUACGAGACGGCCGAAAUGGCCGCAGCUGCUUACGACGUUGCGGCUAUUCACCUCCGAGGACGUGGGACACAUGUCAACUUUCCGGAGCUUGCUGACAGUUUUCCUCAGCCGCAAAGCUCAAGUUCCGAGCACAUUCAAGCUGCUGCUCAGGAGGCAGCACUGCUGUUUAAACCGGGCGUGUCGUCUACUGAAGCAGAUCUCGGGUCGGGUCAGGGACAUUCUCGGGUCGGAUUGUCUCCGGAUCAGAUUCAGGCGAUUAAUGAAUUUCCAUUGGACUCGCCGAGGAGGGGGUGGAUGCAGGAUUUGGAAGUGGAUGAUUAUGAAGAGUUGUACGGACGAAUUUUUGGUCAAUGCGAUAGAGAUGAGUAUUUUGAAAUGCAGCAGCUUCAAUCCAUAUGGGAUCUUAACUGCUUUUGAUAUACAUAAUUGCUUAAACAUUUAAUUCUUAUUAUGAGGCUACCAACCAUUUAAGGUUUUGACUUAACUAAUUAUUUAUUCAGUGACGUAUAAUAAACUUGGAGCCCCGAAGUAUUUUUCUUGGGUUUAAUUUGGAAUAUUCUAAGUUCUAACAUUGAAGACAUCGUAUUUUCUUACACCAAAAAAAAAUAAAAAUCGUGUAUAUAUAUAUAUAUAUAUAUAUAUAUAUAUAUAAUCAACCAAAAAAAGAAACAGAAAUUCAAGUGUUAAUUACAAGGUUGGUUUGAAUAAAAUUUUCUAAUUCAAAAAUUACAAUACUAGCUUCGUUUGCCCACUAUAUGUUUCGCUAGAGCGCUCUGAAAUUGUUAAAGUAUCAUUAAAUGUUUUCUGUCUUCGAUGAUAACCACUUAAAAAGUGAGGUUUAACUCAUUGCUUCGGAUGCCGGUUCUUUUGGAAUCAUUGCCGGAGUAGCUAGUCUUAAAUGAUCGCUUCAAGCUUACUUUCUUCAUGACAUUACAAACCCCGAAUGGAAGAGAGGCUGUGAUGAUACAUAUGGCCUCGGGAACCAGCAGGU
Messenger RNA from Brassica napus (rape), 1647 nucleotides. RefSeq names its product ethylene-responsive transcription factor ERF022-like. The record is from RefSeq and is a predicted model, not a curated record. Gene Ontology annotation, biological process: regulation of DNA-templated transcription. Gene Ontology annotation, molecular function: DNA-binding transcription factor activity; DNA binding. The coding region runs from base 516 to 1073 and encodes 185 amino acids. NCBI's taxonomy places the organism in Eukaryota, Viridiplantae, Streptophyta, Magnoliopsida, Brassicales, Brassicaceae. The transcript has a single exon.